AUGCAUCUCCAGAGACCACCUUCCUCUUUUCACACUUCGAUUUCUGCGAAACCCGAUGUUGCAUGGUCAUCGUUUUUGAUGGUCUACUCCAUUCCAUUUGUCUUGGUUCUCACCGUGGCGUGUAUCAUAAAAUGGCGACCAAUCAGAGAAUUUCCAAAUAUCAAGAGCUUUUUGAGUUGGUACUGCUCUUGCUCUCCGAAAAAAGUGAUUCAAGAACUAGAACAACCCGACCGGGCCCAUAUGAUCAUGUCGAUUGAUGCUCUGAGUCUCGCCUCGAUUUCAUCUGUUAUCGACUCGCCACUUCUUGUCCGUUCAGAAGACGAGGAAAGUCGACAAUUCGAAUCAACUGCUAUUCCAUGA
Caenorhabditis briggsae is the source of this 360-nucleotide messenger RNA. The transcript has 4 exons. The coding region runs from base 1 to 360 and encodes 119 amino acids. The record is from RefSeq and is a predicted model, not a curated record. Lineage: Eukaryota; Metazoa; Nematoda; Chromadorea; Rhabditida; Rhabditidae.